AUGCAGCUGAAUCUAACGGAAUGCAUACAGAUAUCAGCAAAAGAGGCAUUAAACAACCCGCAUUUUUCAUCGAACUAUAAGGAGGAGGCAAAUGCAAUCAUUGGUUAUAACCUUUGCAAUGAUAAACAAUACCCAGUUUCAAUUGAUUUAGUUGAACACAUAUCAAAAAUU
Molecule: messenger RNA, 171 nt
Organism: Mycotypha africana
Lineage: Eukaryota; Fungi; Mucoromycota; Mucoromycetes; Mucorales; Mycotyphaceae
Exons: 1
Source: RefSeq, a predicted model, not a curated record